This is a messenger RNA of Racocetra persica, 635 nucleotides long. The record is from the annotation of a GenBank genome assembly. NCBI's taxonomy places the organism in Eukaryota, Fungi, Glomeromycota, Glomeromycetes, Diversisporales, Gigasporaceae.
GAGUUCGUGAUGAAUUGCCUAUUAUUAAUAGAAAAUACAAAGCAACUAAUAGUCUGCCCAUACCAGGGAAUCAUAAUUGUGCAAACUUUGUUAAUAAAUCUAUAUUUGAUACGUCUCAGUCUAAAUAUUUUAAAGCAUUUUUACCAAAUUACAAUGCAACUUCUUAUACUGGAUAUACUCUUACGAUAAAUAUCACAGAUACAAAAUACAACAUUUCUAAUCAAAAUGAUUAUAUGGAGAUGUAUGCUUAUGACAAAGAAUAUGAUUCAAAACCAAUAAAUUAUGAUCAAAUUCAAUUUGAAGAAUCACUUUUAUUAAAAAACAUGUAUUUUUUUGGGCAACCUAGAAAUGACAUAGCUAUCUUGAGCUUAAUGGGUAUUGCUGGUGGAGCUGGUUUAAUUUCUCCGUGGGGCUUUGUACAAAAAUCAAAGUUAUUUAGGAAUCGAUAUGAAAAAAACAUUUUACCGUUGGCUGACGAAUCUGAUACUACUGAAGAUUUUAAUUCCCCAAUACAAAAACGACUUAAUAAUUUAGAGAAGAGAAUUCAAUUCUAUGAAAACUACAUUAUCGAUAAUUCAUUGUUAAAUUCUAUAAAAAAAGAGGAUCAAUCUACUAUUUCAAAUAGCAAUAGAUAG